Messenger RNA from Loa loa (African eye worm), 151 nucleotides. RefSeq lists its product as hypothetical. The annotation marks the transcript as partial. The record is from RefSeq and is a predicted model, not a curated record. NCBI's taxonomy places the organism in Eukaryota, Metazoa, Nematoda, Chromadorea, Rhabditida, Onchocercidae. The transcript has a single exon.
AUGGGUAAAAAAAUCUCGGAUCUACUGGAAAAUUCAAUUUUGAUUGGUUACUGUAUUUAUCGUAUGUUCAUUGCUACUCAUCUUAUUGUGCAAAAUGCUAAAUUUGCAUCUGAAAAUGGUGUUUAUGGAUGGAUUGAGAAUCACAAUUGGC